GGGCAAUUUAUAAGUAAGGUGGCAACACACACCUGCAUCGCUCCACACAUGAAAAUAUUAAGCAAAAUGUUUAAAAAUAAAACAAAACGUAACGGCUGUUGUUCAAACUAAACAUAUAUAUUAAAAAUAAAAGCAUAUAAGCAGGAGACUAACACAUUUACAUAUCAAGCCAAUUCUUUUGUAUAAAAUCAACGAAGCGUGCGUCGCUGUUGCCGUCAACGUCGUCACUGCCGCCACAAACACAAAUACAAACACAGAAAAUUAUCAUCAACAUCGAUUGUAUAUUAAACAUUUUGCUCGGCCAGCGGAACUUGGCCCAUUUCUUGGAUCGCCAGAAUUGGAAACUAUAUCAGUUCGCUUUGUAUAUUUCGCCGUGGCGCUCGUGACGAAAAUCAACGCACAGAGCAACGAGUGCUCGCAAUGGGGCUUCCACCGUUCAAUGUGUCUGGCAGUCCCUUUGAUGUGGUGCCCAUACACAAUUUUCCGGAGCUAAUGAAGGAUACAUGCGCGCUCAUUAAUUCGGAAUGGCCGCGUUCUGAAACUGCGCGCAUGCGCUCCCUGGAGGCAUCAUGCGACACGCUGCCCUGCAGCCUGGUCCUAACCACGGAAAGCAUGUGCCGUGUGAUAGCGCACCUGAAGCUCAGCCCCAUAACGUCCAAGAAGAAAGCAUGCUUCGUGGAGUCUGUUGUUGUGGACAAGUCGUAUCGCGGCCAGGGCUUUGGCAAGCUAAUUAUGAAGUUUGCCGAGGACUAUUGUCGUGUCGUACUGCAAUUGAACACCAUCUAUCUGUCCACCAUCGAUCAGGAUGGCUUCUACGAGCGCAUUGGGUAUGAAUAUUGUGCGCCAAUUUCCAUUUACGGACCGCGUCACUGCGAGUUGCCUAGCUUACAAAUUCUUAAAAAGAAAUACAUGAAGAAGGUCUUAUAGAUGUCAGCACCCGUAGUAGUAGUGUUGGCUUAACCAAGCUGCCAAAGCUUCCAGCUUUAAGAACGGAGUUUGCCAGUUUAACUAGUCAAAUUGGGUAAACGCUCUUUGGCUUUAUACAUAUAUACAUAUAAAUAUAUAUAUAUAUCAAAUACUGCCCAGCGGUAGAGCUGUAACAGCCUGUAAUAUCUCCUAGAGCGUUUGCUUCUAAUUCCAUUACGAUUACAUAAAACAAAACAAAAAAAAAAAAAAAAAAAACAAAAAAACAAAACAUUCAUAUUACGCUCGUGUUGAUUUUUAAAUAUUACUUUCCGCAUGUAUUUUUUGUUACCUUUUCGUAAAAAAAAGCUUGAGAUGCACCUGGCACGUUAUUGGCCGUGUUAAUAUGUAUAUUGCUCAUAAUAUAUACAAGUUAAUUUAAUUAUGUAUAAUUAUUUAUUUAUAACUCAUAUCCUUAUGAUUUUUUGUGAGGGUUUGCUCAAGUGCUUGCUAGACAAUAUCUAACUCAAUUAUCUUCCAAAUAAAACAUAGCAUAGAUAUACAUAUCGAAAUGGAAAUGUAGUGGCAUUAAGCAAUCAACGAAAGGCAAUAAAUUAUAUUAAAGAUGUAGAUAUUUUAA
Messenger RNA from Drosophila grimshawi, 1543 nucleotides. RefSeq names its product N-alpha-acetyltransferase 80 (gene Naa80). Lineage: Eukaryota; Metazoa; Arthropoda; Insecta; Diptera; Drosophilidae. Gene Ontology annotation, molecular function: N-acetyltransferase activity; acetyl-CoA binding. The transcript is spliced from 2 exons. Gene Ontology annotation, biological process: protein acetylation. Gene Ontology annotation, cellular component: cytoplasm. The coding region runs from base 421 to 927 and encodes 168 amino acids. The record is from RefSeq and is a predicted model, not a curated record.